This is a messenger RNA of Pisolithus orientalis, 1068 nucleotides long. Its product is annotated as cytoplasmic tRNA 2-thiolation protein 1. Gene Ontology annotation, cellular component: cytosolic tRNA wobble base thiouridylase complex; mitochondrion. NCBI's taxonomy places the organism in Eukaryota, Fungi, Basidiomycota, Agaricomycetes, Boletales, Pisolithaceae. Bases 1 to 1068 code for a protein of 355 amino acids. Gene Ontology annotation, biological process: tRNA wobble position uridine thiolation. The transcript has 7 exons. Gene Ontology annotation, molecular function: tRNA binding. The record is from RefSeq and is a predicted model, not a curated record.
AUGGCACCGAUGUCGUGCGCGCUCUGUCAAAACGCAAAGGCAAUCUUGAAGAGACCAAAAACUGGCCAACAGAUAUGCAAAGAAUGUUUCUUUUUUGUCUUCGAGACGGAGGUACACAAUACCAUCAUCCAGGCGCACUUGUUCGAGCCAGGAGACAGGGUGGCUAUCGGUGCUUCGGGUGGAAAGGAUUCUACAGUUCUUGCAUAUGUUAUGAAGACGCUGAACGAACGAUAUAAUUACGGUCUCGAACUAUUCCUUUUGUCCAUAGACGAAGGUAUCACAGGGUACCGCGAUGAUUCGCUAGAGACCGUCAAGCGCAAUCAACAACAAUACAACAUGCCUCUAAAGAUCUUAUCCUACGAAGAGCUAUAUGGCUGGACAAUGGAUGCGAUCGUCGCAGAGAUCGGAAAAAAGAACAACUGCACUUUCUGCGGUGUAUUCCGGCGGCAGGCCCUUGAUAGAGGUGCCUCUGCAUUGGAAGUCGACCACAUUGUCACUGGACAUAACGCAGACGAUAUCGCGGAAACGGUGUUGAUGAACAUUAUGCGCGGCGACAUCGCUCGCCUUGGCCGAUGUACACAGAUAUGUACACGGGGGGAAGAUACAAUCAAGAGAUCAAAACCUUUCAAAUAUGCGUACGAGAAAGAGAUCGUCAUGUACGCAUACUUCAAAAAGUUGGAUUACUUUUCCACGGAGUGCAUAUAUUCCCCGGACGCUUAUCGCGGCCACGCGCGCACUUUUCUCAAGGACUUAGAGGCUGCCCGACCUAGUGCGAUUAUCGACAUUAUCCAUUCUGGCGAAGCAUUCGAAUUAAGGGAAGAUAUCAAAGCAACGCAGAAGCAACAACAAACAUGCAAAAGGUGUGGUUACAUGUCCAGCAACGACCUUUGCAAGGCUUGUACACUACUAGAGGGCUUGGAACGUGGCAUGGCCGGCUCAGUUAUAACGGAUCGUGCACGCAAGAAGUUGGACGCGAUGGGACCUGCACCGGACAAUUUGAGGACGAUACCCCACUUCCAAUCACCUCGACCAGUCGUAUCCAUCCAAUCACCGUCCCAAGAAAGCUGA